This is a messenger RNA of Talaromyces marneffei, 540 nucleotides long. RefSeq lists its product as uncharacterized. The transcript has 2 exons. The coding region runs from base 1 to 540 and encodes 179 amino acids. Lineage: Eukaryota; Fungi; Ascomycota; Eurotiomycetes; Eurotiales; Trichocomaceae. The record is from RefSeq and is a predicted model, not a curated record.
AUGUCCUCCAACGACGCCCCUGGUUCAUCCACCAUCCAGUCCUACGUUGACUCUGCAGUCGGCGCCGUGCAGAACGUCCUCUCCUCCAUCACCGGCAACCCCGCUGACCAGGCAGAAGCAAAAGCCCUCAAAUCUAAAGCCGAACAAGAAAACCAAAACUCCCACACCACCGCCCGCCUGGGUCCCUUUACCGCAGACCCCAACACCGGCGCCGCCGUGAGUGACAACCAAGACCGCACCUCAGGGUCAUGGAACCAAACCGUCGGUGCCGCCAAGGAGUCCUUCGGCAACUUGAUCGGAAACGAGAACUUGCGUCAAACCGGAAUCCAACAAAAUGCCGACGGUAAGGCCCAGCAAGCAAAGGGCCAGCUUUUGGAUUUGGGUCAGGGCAUGACUGAUCGUGCCCGUGGAGCUGUUGGGGCUCUUGGAUCGGCUGUCUUGGGUGAUAAGGAGGGUCAGGAGAAGUGGCAAGAUUUGCAUGAUGAGGGUAAGACGCGCCAACGCGGCGUUGAGGCUGAUUUGCAGAAGGGUGAGCAAUGA